Messenger RNA from Humulus lupulus (European hop), 906 nucleotides. RefSeq lists its product as uncharacterized. The transcript has 2 exons. Bases 1 to 906 code for a protein of 301 amino acids. Lineage: Eukaryota; Viridiplantae; Streptophyta; Magnoliopsida; Rosales; Cannabaceae. The record is from RefSeq and is a predicted model, not a curated record.
AUGGAGGGAGCCUGUUGGCAAGUGGGCACGGAAGCAAACAUCUCAGUGUAUUUUGACAAGUGGAUUUCGCGAGGUGAAUGUAUUUUAGCAUCCUCCACCAAGACUCUCCAAUCUCACUCUCUUGUUGAGUCGUUGAAAGAUCACCAUGGAGGGUGGAACCAAGACCUCAUCUGUGACUCUUUCUCUAAACAAGAGGCUGAUGCUAUUUUAUCUAUUCCUCUUUUUGAUUGUCUAGGCGGGGAUAGACUCAUAUGGCAUCAUACUAACUCAGGCAUAUACACUAUCAAGAGUGGCUACUGGAUUGCCACUAGAAAAGCUGGUUUUGGCCAAGCUUCAUCUUCUAAUGGGAGGCCUUCUUGUUGGAAAAAAAAUUGGGACCUAAAUAUUCCUGGAAAAAUCAAACACUUCUGUUGGAAAACUCUUUGGGACUGGCUCCCUUAUAGGUUAAAUUUAGUCUCACAUGAUAACCUUGACACAAUUAGUACCACAGAUCUUGAGCAUAUGGUGGUUCUUUCUUGGCGUAUAUGGUAUAGGAGAAACAAGCUCAUUCAUGAUGAGAGUUACAUGUCUGAUGUAAUGGUGGUAGAUUGGGCUAGAGACUAUCUAGACAAAUAUCAAAAAGCAAAUGCCAACGCAAGAAGUCAUACUACAACUCCAAGGCCAACCGCGAAGUGGUCCCCUCCACCUGAUUCGUGCAUCAAAGUUAAUACCAAUGCAUCUAUUAUGUCAUCCCACGGUAUAGUGGGUAUGAGGAUAGUUUGCAGAGAUAGUAGCAGAGUUGUCUUGGCAUUUGCAGGAUGCCCAAUGAAGGCUAUGUUUGACCCUUUGAUUUUUGAGCUCAAAGCUUUACUAAAAGGGGUGACUCUGGCUAUGAGAUUUUGGUAUACAUCAAUUGUUUUAGAGUGA